GAUUUGAAAAUUAUAGAACCAAUAACACUAGAUUUAGUUCGGAUUUUUAAAUCUAUUAAAAUACAACAACCAAUAACCCCUACUUAGUUUGGCUACGAAAGGACACCUAUUAAUUAAGAGUUACAAAUAAUAAAUAUAUUCUUAAUUAUGUAAUAUUUAAUAGUUGUAAAGCACACGGACUCUUUAACUAAAUAUAUAAUUUAACGUCUUAAGUGUUGCGCCCAUGUGAUAUGCAAAUUUCAUCUCUAUAAAUAACCAAAUGGCUUAAGCUGGUUACAUGCGUCGACACAUAAACAUACUCACCUUCGACUAUAUAUUAUAAACUACAAAUUUAUUUUUCUAAUUCUUUUCUGGGAUAUUUUAUUAAUGGCCAGAAUUAAUGUUUAUCUUUUUGCAUUUAUCUUGCUUUUGACUAUCAAACAAGAGUUUUGUUCCGUUGAAGGCCGAACCCUCGCUAAGUCCACCGUUACGAAGGCUGAGGAAAUCGGCGCUGAUGGCUCUGUACCGCCAUUUCCAUCGGCUGAGCCACUCCAGCCACCACCGAGCCACGGGGUUGAUACCUUCAGGCCUACGGUACCUGGAAAUAGCCCUGGUAUUGGACAUUCCGUACACAAUUAACGGAGAGGGACAAUAACAUGGUUUAUAUGAAUUUUUUUUUGUUCCAAUGGUUUAUGUGAUUAUAAAUCAGUGUUAUUUAAAAAGAAUAUUUGUUCCCUUAUUGAACAUAAUUAAGAUUGUGCUGUUGUUGUUAUUAUUGUUGGUUUUUUUUCCUGAAUAUGAAAUUUGGAUAUGUAUAUCUAUGUACUGUUUCAUCAUAUUCAGUUUUCUUGAAAGUGUGAUUUUGUUAUUGCAAUAAUAUUUAGUUUUCGUUUUUGCUAAAGUAAUACUCCAUCCGUUUCAGAUUAGUUGUUGUUGUAGGAUAAAAUUUUCGUUUCAAAAUAAGUGUUAUUUUAUAAUUUCAAUGCAAAAUCUAUUGAUUUUAUAUUUUAAUUUAUUUUUUCGAUUGGUUGGAAAAUGUGCUUAAGUGUAUUGUAAUGAUGUUUUUAUUUAGUAAAUAUACAAAAUUAAAUGUUUUCUUAACAUGUGUGUCCAUGUUUAAAACGAUUAAUUGAAUUAAUAUACCCCAUUUAUCUCGUAUAUUUCAUUUCAACUUUAAACCUAAGCUAUUAAUAAAAAAAACCUAAGCUAUUAAUCGAGACAUUUUAUAUUAUUGCAGUCAUGACUGAAUCAAACGUAACUAAACAUAACUUAACCGCUGCAUGGAUCUGCUAACGCAAGUGGUGAUGUCACCUUUUUAAGAUCUUUGAGCAGGGGAGUUCGAUUUCUUUUUUUUUUAAAGUGCUUUCGUAUUAAAAAGAGAGUACAGAAAUACACAAGAAAGAAAUACAACAGUUGCAUAUUUUAAAAAAAAAGAAACGAAGGGAGAAAUCACAUUGAAAUUUCUUCAAUGGAGUGAUUUCAGAACAAAAGAGUGGAGUUAAAACCCCGACCAAAAAGCGAGAAGCUCAUUUCCUACAGUUUUCCCAGAAUUCUUCAGGGCAAUAGCCUUGAACCUUGCUGUACGAGUUGCAACUUCAAAGAUUUUUAUAGGAGGGGAAGUAGUUCCCAGAUGGAAACGGGUAUUUUGCUCCUUCCAAAUUUCAUACAAACAUGCUUGCCAUAUCUGUAGAAUAACCAGUUUGAGAAUCCUAUCCCAGAGGAAGCAAGACAACCAGUCAAUAACACUUUGCCAAGUAGUUGGAGCAUUAGAAACACCCAAGCGGACCAAGCACUUUCUCCAAACCUCUGCAGAGUAAACACAUUCGAAAAACAAAUGGUCUCUGGACUCUUGAAGUAAGCCACAAAGUAAGCAAGUACCUUCAACAUCAAGACCCCAAGAUAGGAGUCUGUCCAUGGUAGGAUUACGGUUUAACAUGAAGAGCCACGAAGUAAUGGCCUGUUUAGGAACCGAUGCAGCAUGCCACACCAAAGACGUCCAAGUAGAGGGUUGUCUCCUCUCCCUUCUGUAAUUCCAAAUCUCCUUAGAGAUAAAUUUAUCUCUCUGAACCCCAUUAAAUUUAGAAAGAAUCUAAUCAUUUCCUUGUCCCAGAGAUAAAGUGGAGAUGAAUAUAUGAAGCUGAAGUUGCCUUUCCGAUCGGGGAAGAGGCAAAAUCUAACUACCAUUUACUAAGCAAUCACCCACAAGAGAAUCAAUAGAGAUCCCAAAAUCCAUAGGACCCGAAAUACCCAAGUAUUGAAUCAAAGGACCGAAAGGAGUCCACGGAUCCCACCAGAAAUAAGUUUCACCGCCAUUAUUAAUCUCAUAGUAAACCAGAGUUUGAGCUAUUGGGCGUAAGUUAACAAGCCUUUGAAACAUCCAAGAAGUGUUGCGAACUGUAAGCUGAGACGACAAAAAUGAGCACAUGCUUAGGUACUUCCUCCUCAUCCAUGCAACCCAUAGUGAUCCAGCUCUGAAGUGGAGCAACCAAAUAAGCUUGAGGCCAAAGACAAUAUUCCAAGAAGCUGAAUUUCUCAGCCCUAAACCACCCUCUACUUUAGGGC
Molecule: messenger RNA, 2541 nt
Organism: Brassica napus (rape)
Lineage: Eukaryota; Viridiplantae; Streptophyta; Magnoliopsida; Brassicales; Brassicaceae
Product: precursor of CEP3-like
Exons: 1
Coding region: 367-618 (83 amino acids)
Source: RefSeq, a predicted model, not a curated record